GAUGCGACAAUCCAAAUGGCACGAAAAUACCUGAAAAUCAAGCUGAACUGAAGCGACGGCGAGCGGAAUCGGAAUCAUAUCUGAUGUCCAAAAAUGAGAAUGUUACGCACGGAAAAUGGACGGAUGAAGAAAAUUUCAUAUUUCUGCAGCAUAUGGAAAUACACCCAAACGUUCUCAUAGAAAAUAAUUCGGACAUGUCCGCGACUGUUACAGAGUUCACACAAAAUUUUAACUCUACGUUAAUGCAAAUGGGUGUUAUUGAAUCCGGCAGUGGACAGUUGAAAACGGAAAAUCAGAUUAAAAAUAAGAUUAAAAAUGUGAAAAAGAAAAAGGAACUACUAUAUCGUCUAGUUGACGAUGACAUUCGAAAAUCUAUUAACACCAUGAAACAAGACUUAAGUCGAAUAAGG
Paramuricea clavata is the source of this 410-nucleotide messenger RNA. The record is from the annotation of a GenBank genome assembly. Lineage: Eukaryota; Metazoa; Cnidaria; Anthozoa; Malacalcyonacea; Plexauridae.